Lactuca saligna is the source of this 402-nucleotide messenger RNA. Lineage: Eukaryota; Viridiplantae; Streptophyta; Magnoliopsida; Asterales; Asteraceae. The record is from the annotation of a GenBank genome assembly.
AUGAUGCAGACCUUCAGAGUCGGCGAUGUUCUUCUCUUUAACUUCAUCACCGGAUUUCAUCACGUUGCUGAAGUAUCACAGGCGGCUUAUGGCCUGUGCACCACCGCCAACCCCAUCUCCAUCGUCAUCACCGGCCCUGCUAAAGUCACCUUGAAAGCACCUGGAACCCACUAUUACGUCUGCACCGUUGGAACUCAUUGCCAAAUUGGUCAGAAACUAACAAUCAACGUCUCCACCACGUCUGCCACCCUUCCAGCAGCACCAGCACCCGCCACUCCUGCUCCCGUUUCUCCACUCACAGUUAGCACCAUUCUACCACCGCCAUCGCCCAGUUUUGCUCCAUCUUUCACCGCCAUGGUACCCGUCAGUUUCUUGGCGACGGCUUUAUCUUUCUUUUAUUAG